CAAAAUCUUGGGUUGUCAUUUCAAAUCCUGUAUCGGCCGGCCGGCCGAGCCGAGGUGAGGCUUGGGAGCCACCGGAGAGAAUGGCGGCCACUCUUCUCCCGACCUUAUCGCCGCCCGUUUCCCGCGCCGCCGCCGCUUUCCUCCUCCUCCGACGGGCCCCACCGAAGCCCUUCCGCUCUCACCCUCUCCGCCGCCUCCUCGCCUCCUCUUCCUCCUCCCCACCAACCCCUCCCCUCCGCCUCCUCUCCACCAUGCCGUCCUCCUCCGCCGCCGCCCCGGCCCGCCGGGACCUCCUCAUGCUGGGCAUCGAGACCAGCUGCGACGACACAGCCGCCGCCGUGGUUAGAGGCGACGGGGAGAUCCUUAGCCAAGUGGUCUCAUCCCAAGAAGAUUUGCUUGCGAGGUAUGGGGGUGUUGCUCCUAAGAUGGCCGAGGAAGCUCACACUCUUGUGAUCGACCAGGUUGUCCAAAAGGCCCUCGAGGAUGCAAAUUUGUCAGGAAGUGAUCUUUCUGCAGUGUCGGUAACCAUUGGACCAGGACUUAGUCUGUGCCUUAGAGUUGGUGUUCACAAAGCUAGACAGAUAGCAAAAGCAUUUGGCUUGCCUAUUGUUGGAGUUCAUCAUAUGGAGGCACAUGCAUUAGUUUCCAGGCUAGUAAACAAGGACCUUGAUUUCCCAUUUUUGGCUCUUCUAAUUUCAGGAGGACACAAUCUUCUUGUUCUUGCUCAGAGCCUUGGUCAAUACGUUCAACUGGGGACUACAAUAGAUGACGCGAUCGGUGAGGCAUAUGACAAGUCAGCAAGGUGGUUGGGCCUUGAUAUGCGAAAAGGUGGUGGUCCUGCUCUUGAAGAGCUUGCUCUAGAGGGUGAUCCAAACGCUAUUAAGUUCAGAGUUCCAAUGCGACAACAUAAAGAUUGCAAUUUUUCUUAUGCUGGUCUGAAGACUCAAGUUCGAUUGGCUAUUGAAUCUAGGAAUCUAUGUACAGAUGAUAUUCCCAUUUCUUCCGCAUCAGAAGAAGACAGACAAUCAAGGGCGAACAUUGCUGCCUCUUUUCAGCGAGUUGCUGUUUUACAUUUGGAAGAAAGAUGUCAGCGAGCAGUUGAAUGGGCAUUGAAGAUGGAACCUUCUAUUAAACACUUUGUUGUUUCAGGAGGUGUUGCGUCGAACCAGUAUGUUAGGACUCGCCUGAAUCAUAUUGCUGAGAAUAAUGGCCUACAACUCGUAUCCCCUCCUCCAAGCCUUUGUACGGACAAUGGUGUCAUGAUUGCUUGGACUGGGAUUGAGCACUUCGUUGCAGGUAGAUUUGAUGACCCACCUGCUGCUGAUGAACCUGAUGAUGUGCAGUAUGACCUGCGUCCAAGAUGGCCUCUUGGUGAGGAGCAUUCAGAAGGAAGAAGUGUUGCACGAUCGUUGAAGACAGCUCGGGUCCACCCGUCACUUACGUCAAUGAUACAGGGUUCUCUCCAAAAGUAUAGUCUUUGAUGAGAUCUUAGCUGCUUGGUGCUGUUGAGGUUCUCAUCUUCCAGUUUUGGGACCGCAAUCUUCGUAGCUAACCUUUAUUUGUAUUUGCCGAAUUGCAGCAAUAAGCUGCAAAAGGGCUGAUCUGGUUGUUUAAUUGUACAUAUGAGGCAAUACACCGACACAGUUCAUAUAAGAUUAGAAAAUGUUUAUUGCAUAAUUUGUUGUACUGAAAAUAUUGUAACAAUACAUCCAUGUUUUGUUUGUGGUGUAUAUUCCUUCCAUCUUAACUUGUCAUUCA
Messenger RNA from Phragmites australis (common reed), 1758 nucleotides. RefSeq names its product probable tRNA N6-adenosine threonylcarbamoyltransferase, mitochondrial. Gene Ontology annotation, cellular component: mitochondrion. The transcript has 13 exons. The record is from RefSeq and is a predicted model, not a curated record. Gene Ontology annotation, biological process: tRNA threonylcarbamoyladenosine modification. Lineage: Eukaryota; Viridiplantae; Streptophyta; Magnoliopsida; Poales; Poaceae. Bases 81 to 1481 code for a protein of 466 amino acids.